AUGCGCCGGCCGCGGCCUCCGGGCCCCGCCCCUCGCAGGCCCCGCCGGCGCCUCUCUGACGGGCGGAUGGCUGGAUGGACGCGCGCGUGGCCUGGAUCCAGCCCGAGCAGAAGGGCCCGGCCAACGCGCUCUGGAUGCGCGUCUGGCGGGCCGCCCAAGGCCGCGCCGGAGCAGGAGGCGCCCCCCGCAGCCCCGCCAGCCCCAGCCCGCCCCCGGCGCCGCAGCCCCCCAGCCCGCCCGCCCCGGCCCAGGAGGAGGAGGAGGGCGGCGGGCGGCGCCUCCACAGGCCCCACCGGUACCACCCGGGCCGCAGGAAGCGGGAGAACAAGGCCAGCACCUACGGCUUCAAUUACCUGCUGGGCGGCGGCACCGCGACCCCACCCGGGCUGAGCCUGCCCUCCUCCCCGCCGCCGCCCCUGCGCGGCCCGGGCACGCCUUGGAAGGACCGGCCCUAUGGCCCCGGCAUACAGGGGUUGCAUGAAGAAAUAAUGGACUUUUAUGACUUUAUGUCCCCUUGUCCUGAAGAAGAAGUUAUGAGAAGAGAGGUCGUGAAGAGAAUAGAAACUGUUAUCAAAGAUCUCUGGCCUACAGCGGAUGUUCAGAUAUUUGGGAGUUUUAGUACAGGGCUUUAUCUGCCAACUAGUGAUAUUGAUUUAGUGGUUUUUGGAAAAUGGGAGAGCCCCCCUCUGCAGCUGCUGGAACAAGCACUAAGGAAACACAACGUGGCUGAGCCAUAUUCAAUUAAAGUACUUGACAAAGCUACAGUACCAAUAAUAAAGCUUACUGACCAGAAAACAGAAGUAAAAGUUGACAUUAGUUUUAACGUGGAAACUGGCGUGAAGGCAGCUCGGCUCAUCAAAGACUACAUGAAGAAGUACUCAUUGCUGCCAUACUUGAUUUUAGUAUUAAAACAGUUUCUCCUUCAGAGGGAUUUGAACGAAGUUUUUACUGGUGGAAUUAGCUCUUACAGCCUAAUUUUAAUGGCUAUUAGCUUCUUACAGCUGCACCCACGAAUUGAUGCUCGGAGAUCGGAUGAGAAUCUUGGAAUGCUUCUGAUAGAAUUUUUUGAACUCUAUGGAAGAAAUUUUAAUUACUUGAAAACCGGUAUUAGGAUAAAAAAUGGAGGUGCCUAUGUUGCCAAAGAAGAAAUCCUGAAAGCCAUGACCUAUGGUUAUCGCCCAUCUAUGCUGUGUAUCGAAGAUCCUCUCUUGCCUGGAAAUGAUGUUGGCAGAAGUUCUUAUGGUGCCAUGCAAGUAAAGCAAGUUUUUGAUUAUGCCUACAUUGUACUUAGCCAUGCCGUGUCUCCACUUGCAAGAUCCUAUCCUAACAGAGAUUCUGAAAGUACUUUGGGAAGAAUCGUCAAAGUGACACAGGAAGUUAUUGAUUACAGAGCAUGGAUUAAAAAGAGAUGGAAAAGCAAAGUUAACUUGCCAGCUGAUCUUGAUCUCCAAAUGAAAAAGGCAGAACCGCUAUCGCCACCCGCUGGAAUCCAGAACCAAGAUGCCGAAUUGCUGUAUAGCCAGCGGCUGCCAUUGUCAUUAAUUGGUAUCCACCAGUUAUCGUCAGGUUCAUCCGCCUCCUCCGUAUCAUCUCUUUCUGGCAGUGAUAUUGAUUCAGAUACUCCACCUUGCACAACUCCUAGUGUGUAUCACUUCAAUCUGCAAACUCCGUCUCAGCUGACAGUCGGUUUACCACCCACGUUGCCUGUACCAAGUGGUAAAACUCAGUCUGUGCCUGCAAGAACCUUAAUUAUGGCAACUAAUAAUCAGCACAGCGGAAUGAAGUUUGCCUUGAAAGGAGCUCACGGUCACAACCAAUGCAGCGAAUACAAUUCUGCCAGCAACGGAAUCAUGAGGCAGCCGGUUGCCAACAGAGGCCACCACCAAUAUAACCGUAAUAUCUGGAGAAGGAAGAAGCAUAGAGACAGUUUGCCUAUUAGCCUUAGCAGAUAAUGGCCAACUUCAGGGGGGGCGCUUUUGACUAAGCCAUGGAGCGUGAUGCCAAGCUGGGGGGGUGGGGGGAGACGGAAGGCCUUCACUGAGUGCAUCAGUUUGAGGAUGUUGCCAAAUAUCUGCAUCCAACAUUUGCAUGUUUCUUUGUGUGGUGGUGGAGUCCAUCUAAAAAACAGUUUAUUGUGCUUAUCUGUGAAGCCUUAUACAAUGUGGAAGUUUGUCUUCUGCCGAUCCAUGAUGCACUGCAGUGCCGAAGCAGCUCUGGUGCGAAUAGUGUGUGAGGACCGUCAACGCCACGGCGCCUCUGCUGUCAUUGCGUUUGUUUGUUGUGGGGGUUUCCUUGUUUCAUCAGACAAACAACAGAUGGUUUGAACUUUGCUUUUCUCUCGCAGGAGAGACUUGUCACUUUGCACGCUGCUUUCCCUUUUUUUCUUUUUUCUUUUCUUCUUGGUCCACCUUCUUUGUUUGCUUCACUGAUAUCAAAACAUAACUUCUGUGAAAUAACUGCAAAUAUUUUAACUUGCCUAAUGGUAGGAUGAAGUUAUGUUUAAGAGGUGGAGAAUUUCGGGAGGAUUCUUUUAGUUUUGUUUUUGUUUUGUCAGAUCCAUUCCCGGAUUGAAUUUUUAAAGUUGAAUUCACAGUUCCGAUGCAGUUGUCCAAGCAACUCAAUCGUGUUGCUGAUACUGUAGGUUUCUUAACUUAGAGUGGAACUGCUGAUUUAGCUUACAUUUUGUAUUUCAAAAAGUAUUAAGCUCCCAAAAUGUUUUGACCGUUCUUUUUAAUCCAAUCAUUAUUUGGUACCUGUUUGGCUCUGUCUAAGGAAUUAGGGCUCAAUCCAGUGAUAUUAUGCAAUGGGAAUCACGGAACAGAACAUCUUAGAAGGCUGUGACUUCAAUUUAUUAAAAAGGCCUUUUUUCAUUUUUUGGGUCAGAGCAAGUUCCAAAUGUUUUAUAGAUGCUUAUGAUUUGCCCUCUGAUUGGGUUCAAGAAAUGUUGCUGGCUGAAAUAGCCAACCUAAAGAACGGGAAGAAAGGGAUCACAUUGGUUCUGCCGAAGGAUCUGCAUCGUAGGUGUGCAUCAGUUCUGUCAGGGAUAAAUGCCUGAAAGGUACACUUCAGAUUCUCUGUGCUUUUAAAAUAACAUUGUAUUGUCUCGCAGAAAGGGCACCACCCGGGGCUCUGUGUGCAUGUGCACAGCCACUCUCUCUGAUGCAUACAGGUAUACUAUGCAAGUGUGUAUCGCCACAACAACUCUUAACUUUUUUUAAAGCAAAAAAACGUACAUCCAUCCAAGCCCUGAGUUUUUAAAAAGCACCUCAUUGCCAUUGGCCACAUCUUUUCAUCAUUUAUUUUUUUUCCUAAUGAAAGUUCUUAAAUCUCCAGAGCACUGUACUCACAGUUCUGCUUGAACUGAUAGCUUAGAAAGAAUAUUUAAACUGGGAAUCAUCUUGCUCUUAUUCUGUUUUUCUGAUAUGCAGAAGCAAAUGUUCUUAAAAACUGACCUUUGAAGGUUUCAGGUGGAAUUAUUCCUGUGGAAGAAAGCUUUGAUAUCUCCUCUGAUGCUGCUGCGGCAUGCAAGCUGAAGAAACCUGUCAAAAUGGAACACGGAAGCUUUUGGGUCCAUAAGAGGGGAGAGUACAACAUUCCAGACUAUAGAGUAGCA
Sphaerodactylus townsendi is the source of this 3613-nucleotide messenger RNA. It is a transcript of the gene TENT4A, whose product is annotated as terminal nucleotidyltransferase 4A. The transcript is spliced from 12 exons. Gene Ontology annotation, molecular function: poly(A) RNA polymerase activity; mRNA binding. Lineage: Eukaryota; Metazoa; Chordata; Lepidosauria; Squamata; Sphaerodactylidae. Gene Ontology annotation, cellular component: nucleolus; TRAMP complex. The record is from RefSeq and is a predicted model, not a curated record. Gene Ontology annotation, biological process: RNA 3'-end processing. The coding region runs from base 75 to 1952 and encodes 625 amino acids.